Messenger RNA from Cervus elaphus (red deer), 4142 nucleotides. It is a transcript of the gene ARHGAP28, whose product is annotated as Rho GTPase activating protein 28. The transcript has 20 exons. Gene Ontology annotation, cellular component: cytoplasm. Gene Ontology annotation, biological process: negative regulation of stress fiber assembly; signal transduction; regulation of actin filament polymerization. Bases 274 to 2763 code for a protein of 829 amino acids. The record is from RefSeq and is a predicted model, not a curated record. Gene Ontology annotation, molecular function: GTPase activator activity. NCBI's taxonomy places the organism in Eukaryota, Metazoa, Chordata, Mammalia, Artiodactyla, Cervidae.
CCUCCGAGGAUCGCUGCGGGCUUCCUGCUUCCCAGAAGCGGGGAUCCCACACCCCAGCCACCCCCACGCCACCCCCGGGCCCCCGCCUCGCCCUCCCCGCCCCAGCCCCCGGGGCUGGUGGGCGUGGACUCGAAUCCAUGCUAAUGGGCCGCGCGGCGGGCGGGGCGGCGAGCCCGCGCCCCUGACAGCCCGGCCGCGGGAGGAGCCCCGGCCCCGGGAGCCCGACGGCCGCGCCUCCCCGCCCCGCCGGGGACCGGGCCGGUGCGCUGGCCCAUGCUGGUCCCCGCCUUUGUUCUCCGGCCGGAGCGGAGCCAUGCGCGGCUGACGAUGGAAGUGGAGGACUCGGGCGGCGUGGUGCUCACCGCCUACCACUCGUACGCGCGCCCCCCGCCGCCCAGCCCCGAGCCGCGCUGCGCACCCCGGGCGACCGCCAGCCUCCCCGGCAGCAGAAAGUCCAUCCCUCGCUGCCGAAGAAUCAACAGGAUGCUCUCCAAUGAGUCCCUUCAGUCCCCGGCGUUCAGCCGCUCCAACUCUCAAGCCUCCGUAGACAGUGCCUCCAUGGAGGAUUUCUGGCGGGAAAUAGAAAGCAUCAAAGAGAACAGCCUGGGGGCCCAGGAGGAACAGACGCCUGCCGAGGCCAAGCCCCUGGAUGAAGGAGAACUUGAAGCGGAGUGGUUGCAAGACGUGGGUUUAUCAACCCUGAUCUCGGGUGAUGAGGAGGAAGAUGGCAAAGCCUUGCUCUCUACUUUGACUCGAACCCAGGCAGCUGCAGUGAAGAAGAGAUACAAUACUUACACACAAACCUUGAGAAAAAAGAACAAGCAAUCUGUCAGGGAUGUCAGAGACAUCUUCGGAGCCAGCGAAUCUCCUCCAGAUGAUUUUUGUUGUGUCCCAGCUCCUCUUCUGGAUGUGGGCCCGGAUGAAGGAAGGAUGCCAACGGUCCCCUGCAGAAAUGGUCAGCUGCCAGGUGAUACCUGUGACAGCCAUGCUAGCGAGCUGGAUGACGCCCAGGAGGGAAAAGCGCUGCCAGGAAUCAUCAAAGCGAGCGGCCCCUUGCCGGAUGGUGCUUCUCUCAACAGUAGUACCCUGUCAGAUGGGUCUCAGGAUGAAGAAUGGAGUUUUGCUGUUCCCAGGAGUGGCUCCAUGUCCAUCCUGGAGGCCAUUCCAGACGUGCCAGUUCAUUCCAACGGCGCGGCAGACCCUGGACGGUCCGCGCAGAACGUGGCAAGUGAUGAUGAAUAUCUGGAAAAAAACAUUCCGGUAGAAGCUGAAGAGCUGUCCUUUGAAGUAUCAUAUUCAGAAAAGCUAACACAGGCUCCAAAAAGGAACAGAUUUAAGAAGUUAGAUUUUAAGAAAGAAGACUAUGUUUUACCUAAAUUUGUUGUUCAGAAAACCAGAUUUGGCCUAACCAAAGCAGAAGAUCUGUCUGCUGAAGACAUGAAGAAAAUCCGCCAUCUCUCUCUGAUUGAAUUGACAGCCUUUUUUGACGCCUUUCGAAUUCAGCUGAAAAGAAACAAAACAGAGAAAGUAAAAGGACGAGACAGUGGGAUUUUUGGAGUUCCCCUCACAGUCCUGCUGGAAAAUGACCGAAGGAAAGACUCUGGGGUCAAAGUUCCCCUUGUGUUACAAAAGUUCUUUGAGAAAGUCGAGGAAUCGGGUCUGGAAUCCGAAGGGAUCUUUCGACUUUCAGGAUGUACUGCCAAAGUCAAGCAAUACCGUGAAGAACUGGAUGCCAGGUUUAAUGCUGACAAGUUUAAGUGGGAGAAAAUGUGCCAUAGAGAAGCUGCAGUUAUGCUGAAAGCCUUUUUCAGAGAAUUGCCGACCUCUCUCUUUCCCGUGGAAUAUAUACCUGCCUUCAUCACUCUAAUGGAAAGAGGACCUCACAUCCGAGUACAGUUUCAAGCCUUACACCUCAUGGUCAUGGCACUGCCUGAUGCCAACAGGGACACAGCCCAGGAGUUCAACCUUCUUGGUGAAUUUCAGAAAGUUCUGAUAGGCAUUUAUGUGUUGGUGGUCCAGCCAAACUUUUAUCAACCAGUCGAGCCUGCAGCAAGCCUUUUGCCUUUCCUGACACCCAUUCCUGUUCUCCGGAGGAAGCCAGGAAAGAAUGCCCUCAUGACAUUCUUCAAUAAAGUCAUUGCCAAUGAAUCAAAAAACCGCAUGAGUAUAUGGAACAUUUCUACCAUCAUGGCACCAAAUCUUUUCUUCAGUAGAAGCAAACAUUCUGACUGUGAAGAAUUACUCUUAGCAAACACGGCUGCCCACAUCAUCCGUCUGAUGCUCAAGUACCAGGAGAUGUUGUGGACGGUUCCGUCUUUCUUAAUUGCUCAAGUCAGAAGAAUGAAUGAAGCCACCAUGUUGUUAAAGAAGCCACUCCCAAGUGUCAAAAAGCUGCUAAGGAGGAAGACCAUAGAACGAGGGGUUACAAGCCCCAAGACAUCAAAGGUACUGCAAAAAUCACCCUCUACAAGAAGAAUGUCCGACGUGCCAGAGGGCGUCAUAAGGGUCCACGCGCCCCUUCUCUCCAAGGUGUCCAUGGCCAUUCAACUCAACGGUCAAACCAAAGUCAGAGACAUACUGGCAAAAUUUCAAUGUGAGAACAGUCAUGGUUCAUCGGAAUGCAUGAAGAUCCAGAACCAAAGGUUAUAUGAAAUUGGAGGCAAUAUAGGACAGCACUGCUUGGAUCCGGAUGCUUAUAUACUGGAUGUAUAUCAUGUGAAUCCCCAGGCAGAAUGGGUGAUUAAACCCCAACAGAAUGUUUGAAAUCACCCCCCAAGAUGGCAGCUACCAUGUAUUACACGCCAAGGAGUCCUACAUUUAGUAGGGAAAAAACAUGUUUGUCCCUAGACCCUCUCGGUGUUUCUCAGCCCAACUGGUGUCUCCCGGAAUUGUCAGCAUGAAUCGUGGAAGAGAAGCUGGUUGACCAUCUGAGCUGAAGCCGUCUCAUGGUGGUUCCUUGGUAAGAGUGAAGGAAAGAGGGUGAGAUCCUUCCAGAAGAAAGGCCAGCAUAGAAUAUGGAGCUCUCAUCAUUUCUGAUACUUUGACUCACAACAGAAAUGAGCUUGGUCCUUAUACCUGGGGAUAAGAGGCACUUCUCGACCUGGCAAAUGCUGCCAAACACAAGAGGUGGAAGAGACUUUUUUAUACCUAUGUUUUAUAUAUAUAUAUAUAUAUAUAUUGACCUUUUUGAACAAGAAUGCCAGAAAAAAACAAAAACUUCUUCUCUGAACAGUAAUUUAGAUCUCCUUUCCAAAGAGACUCUGUUUCCAAAGUCACACAUACAAUAUUUAUGCUCUGACUUGCUCCUGAAUUGGAGGAGGAGGAACUUCUGUUUAAAGACCACUGUAUUGUUACGUAUGUUGUACUGUGUUGUGACUGUCUGCUUUCUGGUGCAAGUGAACACUUCCCCAUCAUGGACUGUUGAAAACGGAUACUUUUAAAGCUUACUCUGUUACGAGCACAUGGUUAAGGUCAGGUUUACAAAGGCUUUUCUUGUGCUUCCAUAACCUUCAGUGUAGUCAGCAGUCCUGGAGCUUCUGUUUCUCAUCAUCAUGAUGGUGCUCAGUGAAUAGCUCUCCAUGUGCCAGGCCCAGAUUGUCUUUCCUCCCCAAAUGGAUCAUUUUUUAAGUUUCAUGACUGUAGAUAAUCACUUCUGCAGCCCCAGUGUUCAAAUGCAGAACUGCCUUCAUCCAACUGCUCUUUAUCCAAGAGUGCUGAAAAAUACCAUUCUAUCCAGACUUCCUACGCUGUAAAAACAGAUUUUGUUUGUGUUCAUCCAUCAUAGACUUGGCCAGGCCCCGUGGAUUAGCAUCAGGCUUUAGAAUCAGAUGCAUGUUGGGUGACCUGAAAACUGCCUCGCUCCCAGAAGCCCACGAAGCCAUUUUUCCAGGCCUGGAGUUGGUGAGAAAGCACAGUUCUCCACAAUUCUGAGAGCAGAUCUGACAUGUGCUGAGAGGUCAGGGAGCCCUGCCUUUCCUCUGGGGACUGCAGCAUAUAGAAACAGGGAUAGAGGUCUCAGUUAUCCCACAUGUGUGCUUUGGAUUAGAAUCUACAGCUUGAGAUUUUGACGAGCUUAUGUGAGUUUUAAUGAAAUUUAACAUCUAAAUGACUCUCCCUUGCAGUUCAAACAAUAGACAAAGUUG